Saimiri boliviensis boliviensis (Bolivian squirrel monkey) is the source of this 2077-nucleotide messenger RNA. RefSeq names its product zinc finger protein 345 (gene ZNF345). NCBI's taxonomy places the organism in Eukaryota, Metazoa, Chordata, Mammalia, Primates, Cebidae. The record is from RefSeq and is a predicted model, not a curated record.
UAACGAAAUUGUCUUUUGCGGAGUGGGCGGGGUCUUCCCGCGGGUCUGAGCGAACGGCCUCCGGUCUUUGUGAGAGAACUGGGGUCAGGUUGUUUGGAUUCCAGUGGAGCGGAGCUGACCCGCCCCGAGCAGGCCUCUGCCCUGCUUGGAUAGAGGCCUCCGGAGAAGAGUAAAGAAUGGCUAUUGAACAUCCACAAGGCACCUGCAAGUUACCGCCCUUAGAUGUGCCUUCCUAGCAACACAAAUAGACUUAGACAUCAAGUUUUACCACUUAAGGUGGUGAGUACCAAAUCUUUCUCAUAUAAAGACUGUGAAUCAAGGUUGAGACCAAGAAAUUAUUUCUGAAAAUGGAUAUUUAUGGAAUAGAAUCAUCCUGAUGGGAGAUAAUGGAAAAACUUACAAAACACAGCAUUGAGUGUUCAAGUUUCAGAGGUGACUGGGAAUGUAAAAGCCAGUUUGAGAGAAAACAGGGAUCUCAGGAAGGACAUUUCAGUGAAAUGAUAUUUACUCCUGAAGACAUGCCCACUUUCAGUAUCCAGCAUCAGAGAAUUCAUACAGAUGAGAAACUCCUUGAAUGUAAGGAAUGUGGGAAGGAUUUUAGUUUUGUAUCAGUCCUUAUUCGACAUCAGCGAAUUCAUACUGGUGAGAAACCUUAUGAAUGCAAAGAAUGUGGCAAGGCGUUUGGUAGUGGUGCAAACCUUGCUUACCAUCAAAGAAUUCAUACUGGUGAGAAGCCUUUUGAAUGUAAAGAAUGCGGAAAGGCCUUUGGUAGUGGCUCAAACCUUACUCACCAUCAGAGAAUUCAUACUGGUGAGAAACCCUAUGAAUGUAAGGAAUGUGGGAAAGCCUUUAGUUUUGGAUCAGGCCUUAUUCGUCAUCAGAUCAUUCACAGUGGUGAAAAGCCUUAUGAGUGUAAGGAAUGUGGGAAGUCCUUUAGUUUUGAAUCAGCCCUUACUCGGCAUUACAGAAUUCACACAGGUGAGAAACCUUAUGAAUGUAUAGAUUGCGGGAAAGCCUUUGGCAGUGGUUCAAACCUUACUCAACAUCGGCGGAUUCAUACUGGUGAGAAACCUUAUGAAUGCAAAGGAUGUGGAAUGGCCUUUAGCAGUGGUUCAGCCCUUACUCGGCACCAGAGAAUUCAUACCGGUGAGAAACCAUAUAUAUGUAAUGAAUGUGGAAAGGCCUUUAGUUUUGGAUCAGCCCUUACUCGACAUCAAAGAAUUCAUACUGGCGAGAAACCUUAUGUAUGUAAGGAAUGUGGGAAGGCUUUUAAUAGUGGCUCAGAUCUCACUCAACAUCAGCGAAUUCACACUGGUGAGAAACCCUAUGAGUGUAAGGAGUGUGAGAAAGCCUUUAGAAGUGGUUCAAAGCUUAUUCAGCAUCAAAGAAUGCAUACUGGUGAGAAACCUUAUGAAUGUAAGGAAUGUGGGAAGACGUUUAGUAGUGGUUCAGACCUUACUCAGCAUCACAGAAUUCAUACUGGUGAGAAACCCUAUGAAUGUAAGGAAUGUGGGAAGGCUUUUGGUAGUGGCUCAAAACUUAUCCAACACCAGCUAAUCCAUACUGGUGAAAGACCCUAUGAAUGUAAAGAAUGUGGAAAGUCCUUUAGCAGUAGCUCAGCUCUUAAUCGGCACCAGAGAAUACACACCAGUGAGAAACCCUAUGAAUGUAGGGAGUGUAGGAAGGCUUUUUGUAGUGGCUCAAGCCUUACUCAGCAUCAAAGAAUUCAUACAGGUGAGAAACCUUAUGAAUGUAAGAACUGUGGGAAGGCUUAUGGGAGGGGUUCAGAGUUUCAGCAACAUAAGAAAAGUCAUAAUGGUAUGAAACUCUGUGAAUUGGAAACUAUAAAUUGAAAUUAUGUGAUAAAAGGACUCUAAACAUAUGACAUAAGAAAAUUCAUAGUGGUGAAAAGCUCUACAAAGAGAACUAAGGUACAAAUGCCUUACUUAUGCUUCACAGGUUCGUCAGUCUAAGAAAAUUUAUACAGGAAAAAAAAAAAAACCCCGAAUAAAAUAAAUAUUUGAAGAUCCUUAUCUAUAUUCAUUCCUUCAUUACUUUUGGAAAAUUCAUAUUUGUG